Messenger RNA from Seminavis robusta, 333 nucleotides. The record is from the annotation of a GenBank genome assembly. Lineage: Eukaryota; Bacillariophyta; Bacillariophyceae; Naviculales; Naviculaceae.
AUGUGUUCAAGUUUGAGGAGGAUCUGGAAUUGGAACUCCAGAGGCGUUUUCCAGAUCUAUAAGUUUUGCUUGAGCCCAAGAGUGGCAAGGCCAGACUACGCAUGCCCACAGGGGCCCACAAGGGCCCACAACCAGGUUACAUCGGAGUAUGUAGCAUUUUCAAAGGCGCGUGGAAGGGUAGUGCAUGUGCAAUGCACAGCGACAACAAUGUUUACAUUGAUGUACAUCAGCCAGGUCGUAAGAUUUAUACCAGGGAACACGACCUUGCAUUUUGGGGGGCUGCCAAGACAACUACCAAAACAAGAUGCGGGGCAACAAUUUCGACCCCUCUGA